Mercurialis annua (annual mercury) is the source of this 1076-nucleotide messenger RNA. Its product is annotated as expansin-A20. Lineage: Eukaryota; Viridiplantae; Streptophyta; Magnoliopsida; Malpighiales; Euphorbiaceae. The coding region runs from base 193 to 948 and encodes 251 amino acids. Gene Ontology annotation, cellular component: extracellular region. Gene Ontology annotation, biological process: plant-type cell wall organization. The transcript is spliced from 3 exons. The record is from RefSeq and is a predicted model, not a curated record.
UUCUUCAUUUUUCACCCUAAAAAGAAGAGCAAAAGCACACACAUAUCCCCAUAACAAGGAAAAAUUUAACAAAAGUUGGAACCCUACUUCACAAAAAAAAACAUAAAAGAAACAACAACUAUAGCUUUAGAUAUUCAAAAGUUAUUUCCUAGAGACAAACAAAGAAGCCAAAUUUAAGUUUAAAAAAACAAAAUGAAUGGCCUGCUUAUUCUCUGUUUGAUCAUCUUCCUAACAUCCAAUGCUAAAGCUAGUGUCAUUGAUGAAGAGGAGUGGAAGACUGCUACUGCAACUUACACCAAACAACAAGAUGACUCCAUUACUAUAGAAGGAGCUUGUGGGUAUGAAGAUGUUCACAAUGCUAGCUUUGACAAAUAUGGUGCUGGAAUAAGUAGGAUGUUGUUCAAUAGAGGGAGUAGCUGUGGAGCUUGUUUUGAGGUCAGAUGUGUAGACCAUAUACUAUGGUGCUUACAGGGUAGCCCUUCUGUUGUCCUCACCGCCACUGAUUUCUGUCCUCCGAAUUAUGGUCUUUCAGCGGACUAUGGUGGCUGGUGCAAUUUCCCUAACCAACAUUUUGAAAUGUCGGAGGGUGCGUUUGCGGAAAUCGCACACAGAAAAGCUGAUAUUGUUCCAGUUCAAUACCGGAGGGUAAAGUGUGAGAGGAAGGGGGGAUUGAGGUUCACAAUGAGCGGAAAUGAUCAUUUCUAUCAAGUACUGAUUAGCAAUGUAGGAGGAGAUGGCGAAGUUGUUGGCGUGAAGGUGAAGGGAUCAAGAACCGGGUGGAUACCUAUGGCAAGAAAUUGGGGACAGAACUGGCAAUCCAAUGUCAACCUCAUCGGACAGCCUCUUUCUCUCGAGGUUACUACUAGCAGCGGCAAAACGCUCACAUCUUACAAUGUUGCACCACCGAACUGGAAAUUUCGUCAAACGUUUGAGGGCAAACAAUUCUAGCACUGUUUGAAGCCAUUUAGUUAGCAUUUUUGUGAGCAAGGGUGAGAAAUAUAGUAGAGAAAAACCAAUAUAGGUCUUAGUUUUGUUUCUGUAAACAUAAUUAUGAAAAGUGUAAUUAUUUUCAAUCA